AUGACAGUAAUUCAGAAUAUUAAUUACUCAAAUUUGAAUACCGGAACUUUAAGACUACAAAAAUCUGCGAAGAAGGGUGCCAGACUAUGUAUAAUGGUAUUGGGUGAUAAUGGUACUGGGAAAUCAACUUUUUUAAAUAAUUUAUGUAAUGAAAACAUAUUUCCAACCGUAAGACAAGUCAAUUAUUUAAAUACAUUAAAUGAUUUAGAAAUUGAUGAAAAAAAGUAUGAACCAAUUACUGAAACUAUUGAAAUUGUUGAAGAGGAAAACACUAAAAAGAUAACAAUUACAUUAGAUGUUGUGUUAUUCCCAUAUGCAGGUUAUAUGGUGGAUAAUUCUAUGGCGCCAGGCUUAAUUAAAAAUUAUCUGGAUGAACAAUUCUACAAAUUUCUAAAAGAGGAAAAAAGAAUUAAUCGUAAGAAAUCUUUAAAUGAUACAAGACCACAUGUUUGUAUUUAUUUUUUAAGAGCAACUUCAAGGGGUUUAAAUGAAUAUGAUAUUAAAUGCAUGCAAGAAAUUUGUAAUAAAGUAAAUAUCAUUCCAAUUAUUAGUAAAGCUGAUACUUUAACUGAAGAUGAAUUAAGUUUAAAUAAAAAAUUGAUUAUGGACGACAUUAAAAAAAAUAAUAUUAAUAUUUUUGAUUUCCAAGAUGAUUCAUUGGAAGGUACAUUGAUCGAAAUUGAUAAGAAGGAAAUUUCCAUAACUGGUGAAUACAUUUAUCCAAGUACUUUAAUAAAUGAUCUGUUACCGUUUGCAAUCAUUUGUGGCAAUCAAAUUAUCAAAGAUGAAAAUAAUAAUUUAAUACAUAUCAGAAAGUAUCCAUGGGGUCAGGUGGUAAUUGAAGAUCGAUCCAUUUCAGAGUAUGUAUUAUUUAAAGGGAUAUUAUUAGGGUCACAUUUACAAGAUUUUAAGGACACAACGAUUAAUAUUCUAUAUGAAACAUACAGAACCAAUAAAUUAUUACAAGAAGGUACAGAUGGUGAAUUUAUCGAAAACCCUGAAUUACCGUUACCAAUUUUAACUAAGAAUAGCAUCUCUGGAUCACAGUCACUUUCCAGAUCAGCAUCUAGGCCACAAUCGAGUAGGUCAAGGUCACACCCAAGAUCAGAGGGUAACACUGACUCAUAUCAAGGUAAUGCAACUAAUGAUACGGAAACAGUUAAAGAUUUAGAGGAACAAAACAAGCUAUACCAGAUGAGAAUUGAGGAGCUUGAGAAAAAGCUAAAAGAAUCUGCAAAAUUAGGAAUUUAA
This is a messenger RNA of Henningerozyma blattae CBS 6284, 1251 nucleotides long. It is a transcript of the gene SPR28, whose product is annotated as septin SPR28. Gene Ontology annotation, molecular function: GTPase activity; GTP binding; molecular adaptor activity. Gene Ontology annotation, biological process: cytoskeleton-dependent cytokinesis; division septum assembly; protein localization to bud neck. The transcript has a single exon. NCBI's taxonomy places the organism in Eukaryota, Fungi, Ascomycota, Saccharomycetes, Saccharomycetales, Saccharomycetaceae. Gene Ontology annotation, cellular component: septin ring; septin complex; cell division site. The record is from RefSeq and is a predicted model, not a curated record. Bases 1 to 1251 code for a protein of 416 amino acids.